Dendrobium catenatum is the source of this 1801-nucleotide messenger RNA. RefSeq names its product aspartate aminotransferase, chloroplastic. Gene Ontology annotation, molecular function: pyridoxal phosphate binding; transaminase activity. NCBI's taxonomy places the organism in Eukaryota, Viridiplantae, Streptophyta, Magnoliopsida, Asparagales, Orchidaceae. The record is from RefSeq and is a predicted model, not a curated record. The transcript has 11 exons. The coding region runs from base 167 to 1537 and encodes 456 amino acids. Gene Ontology annotation, biological process: biosynthetic process; amino acid metabolic process.
GCUUGCCUGUGUUUAUCUUCCUCCACAUUCUCACGAGUCACGACUCACGAGAAAGCGAGCUCAGUGUAACUAUACGAAUUAGAGGGUUUAUAUAUAUAUAUAAUCUACAGGAGGAGGAUUUUCUUUGAUUGGUGAAUCCGUCCGCCUUUUUGCUCGAUCGAAUCGGAUGGCUUCGUCGACGAUGCUCUCCACUGGCCGCUACUCGCCGGCGGCCUUCAUGGGGAACCCCAAGAAGCUUGGACCUUCUGCUGGAAGGAGAGGCAGAGAUUUUUUUCUCAAGGGAAAGAAUUUUGGCCGUGUGAGAAUGACUGUUGCGGUCAAUGUUUCUCGUUUUGAAGGUGUUUCUAUGGCUCCUCCAGAUCCAAUUCUAGGAGUUUCUGAGGCCUUCAGAGCUGAUACAAGUGAUGUGAAACUAAAUCUUGGCGUGGGAGCUUAUCGAACAGAAGAACUGCAACCAUAUGUGCUUAAUGUGGUCAAGAAGGCAGAAAACCUUAUGCUGGAGAGAGGAGAAAAUAAAGAGUAUCUUCCAAUUGAAGGUUUGGCUGCUUUUAACAAAGUCACUGCAGAAUUGUUGUUUGGAGCAGAUAGUCCUGUUAUCCAGCAAGGACGAGUUGCCACUGUGCAAAGUCUUUCAGGGACUGGUUCACUUCGUCUUGCUGCAGCAUUCAUACAAAGAUAUUUCCCUGAUGCUAAAGUUUUGAUUUCUUCUCCUAGUUGGGGAAACCACAAAAACAUUUUCAACGAUGCCAGGGUUCCUUGGGCAGAGUAUCGAUAUUAUGAUCCUAGAACUGUGGGUUUAGAUUUUGAAGGCAUGCUAGAAGAUAUAGAGGCUGCACAAGAUGGAUCUUUUAUUCUUUUGCAUGGUUGUGCUCAUAAUCCAACUGGAAUAGACCCAACUCCUGAGCAGUGGGCAAAAAUUGCGGAUCUGAUCGAGGAGAAGAACCACAUUCCUUUCUUUGACGUUGCUUACCAGGGAUUUGCUAGUGGGAGUCUUGAUGCAGAUGCAUCAUCCGUUAGAACAUUUGCUUCGCGCGGUCUCGAGCUAUUUGUUGCUCAAUCUUACAGUAAAAACCUUGGGUUAUAUUCAGAGAGAAUUGGAGCUAUCAAUGUUGUUUGCUCCUCCCCGGAUGCAGCAGCCAGGGUGAAGAGCCAGCUGAAAAGGAUUGCAAGGCCAAUGUAUUCGAACCCUCCUGUUCACGGUGCUAGAAUUGUUGCCAAUGUUGUCGGUGACCCAAAUCUUUUCAAUGAGUGGAAACAAGAAAUGGAGCUCAUGGCCGGGCGCAUAAAGAAUGUUAGAAAAAGACUCUUUGACAAUCUCUCUGAGAAAGACAAUAAUGAGAAGGAUUGGUCUUUCAUUCUCAGACAAAUUGGCAUGUUUUCUUACACUGGCUUGAACAAGGCACAGAGUGACAAUAUGACAGACAAGUGGCAUGUGUAUAUGACCAAAGAUGGAAGAAUAUCUUUGGCCGGUUUGUCUCUUGCCAAGUGUGAAUAUCUUGCUCAGGCCAUUAUUGACUCAUUCUACAAGGUUAGUUGAGGGUGUUCAACAUCUAAGUAAGCCUUCGUUUAUGACAGAUAUUUUUAUUAUUUUUUAAAAUAAUUUUUUAGUAUAAAAUAAUAAAAAAUUUGUACUAAAAAAUUACUUUAAAAAUCAAUAAGAAAGCUAUUUCAAACAAAGCCUUCGCAUUUGGGAUGGUUUUCUUACUGCUUAAAGCAACUUUUUUUACAGAAAAAUUUAAUUUCUGUAUUAAUUCAGGUUCAUUAGGAGAAAUAAAGUGUUUUGCCACAUGGUUGUGAAAAA